UCACUUUUCUGUCUGCUGCAUAUCUUGUGAUUUUACAUGAAAAACAUUCAUGCUAAAUAUAAUUAUUUACAUCUCAUGAUUCUUCUACUAAGUUUCCUUCUUUUUCUUCUUCCUCUUUUAGUUCCAGGUCCUGCCGCUGUAAGUGUACGCGCUUUCGGCGUAUGGCGCAGGAACAGCGUGCAAGAUUGCUGAUAACAAUUUUUACCAACAAUUUUAGUGCAUUCCGCGUGAUACGAUUACCGUUAGUUGAUUUGAUUUAAUUUGUUUACGUGUUAUGGGUAAGGCACGGGGAAAGGCAAGGAGGUGUAGAAAGAAAUAUGAUUACACCGCUAAUCGAAAGAGAUUGUACAAAAAAUCGAAAAAGUUGCCAACAGUGAAAUGCGAGCAAAUCAAAGAGGCUUGGGAUUGUCGAAAAGGCAUAGCAACAAAUUUUAGUGCAAUGGGUCUGGCUUCCAAUCCCAACGCAAGUGUACCAGUACCACGAUACAGGCAUGACUUGGACCCAUCCUUGAUGGAAGGUAUAGAUUUGAUUCAGCUAGAAGAAUCGGAGAGAAAACGAAGAGGAACAGAUCACAUAACACAGAAGCACCAUGUUGCAAAAGAACUGGAGAAGGAAUCCUUGGAACCACAACCCAACAGACAGAGGCUGUCAGAUCCAGAAGUUAAAUUUGCAUUGUACAUGAUGGAGAAGUAUGGUGAAGACUUUAAGGCUAUGGCACGAGAUCCGAAAAAUUAUUACCAGGAGACGCCCAAAGCUAUUAAAAGAAAAAUAUCAUUUCUCAAGUCUUUACGUCAAUAUAAGAACAUCAUUUCAUCUAAAAAAACGAAUGACACAUAGCAUUUUCAUAAGGACCUGUUGUUUAUAUGUAAUAUUAACAUAAUGUAGCAAACUAUAAAAUAAUGUGUACUUCUAUACCAACGUUUCUGUUACAUUGGCAAAUUUUUUUUCAUGUAAGAUACAUAUGCAUAUGUCAUCGUAAUUCUUCAGAAGACAAAUUUUGAUAGCUUAGAUAAGUAAUUAACUGUUUUUGCGUCAGAAAACGUUCAGAUCAUGCCAAUGAACCUGAAAUACACAAGUGACGUAUUUAUAGAAUUAACAUCACGAAAAUGUUGGUAGUAAAGUGUAUUUUUUCUAUGAGAAUUUCACUAUCUAAUAUGUUCAUACUUUUGCUUUUUAAGCUAUAUAUACUCUCUACGUGUCAGGUGUGUUAGGUAAUCAAAUUGUAGGUUAUUUUGCUCAAUCUCUUAAUGAUUUAUUACAGUUCUUACUUACGACAUUUCUACGUUAUGAUAUACAGCUUUGAUUUCGUUACUGAAUGAACCAUUCACUAUCAUGUUCCAGAUACUCCGCGAUCAUAGCCUGUAUGUGAAAGUGGUUCGUUACACUAAAUUGUAUUUCAUGUAAUUGAAGCCUAUGUGAGAAGUGCGCAUGUGUUCCUUUGGUUAAAUCAAGGUGUCAACGAUAAACUAUUUUCUACUAUGUACCUGUGUACCAUACUGCGUUUUGUGCGUUUUGCUGUUUACAUGAAAUCUACGCACCUGGGGCACCUCUACAUCAAUUUAGAAGAUUUUGGCUGAAAAAACAUUGUAUUGAAUUGCGGUGACAUGCCCGCGUAGACAGUAAUCAAAACAAUAAAUAAUGAGGUAAAGAAUGA
This is a messenger RNA of Priapulus caudatus, 1655 nucleotides long. RefSeq names its product nucleolar protein 16-like. Gene Ontology annotation, biological process: ribosomal large subunit biogenesis. NCBI's taxonomy places the organism in Eukaryota, Metazoa, Priapulida, Priapulimorpha, Priapulimorphida, Priapulidae. The transcript has 5 exons. The record is from RefSeq and is a predicted model, not a curated record. The coding region runs from base 275 to 838 and encodes 187 amino acids. Gene Ontology annotation, cellular component: nucleolus.